AAGAAAGCAAGAGGAAACGGCAAAAGACAGCCGAAGAAAAGUGAAUUCCAUGCCAAAGCUAAAGGGAAUACAAGUGAAGUGUUAUCGACACGCCAAAGCUAAGGCGAAAAGCUGAAAGACAUCAAACCAAAAUCAAAACCAACCUACCACAAGCCGCAAGUCAAACGCUAUAUCCACCACAAACCACGCUACUCACCACACUCCGAAACGAAAUUCACCCGUUCGCGUUUUUAAACGCGUCAAAAUUACGUUCAGUACAAGUGUAAAUACGUGCGGGGCGUGCAACCAGAGCGAGGACAUCAUCAUGCUGUUAUCGUACAGAUACAUCUAUUCCGUGCUACUGACCACCAUAGCCAGCAUUAUGGUUGUGCUCAGUUCAGCCCCGCACAUGCAGCUGCCCGUACGCAAAUGCAGCGGUCCCGGCCACAGCAUGGCAUUGAAUCUGGCCGAGUAUGGACUGCUGGAGAAUCGAAUUAGCACAUUGGACGCACCCCAUCAAACGCACUGGAGCAAAAAGUUUCUGGCCAAGCGCGAGGCAUCGCCGCAUUCGGCACCGUACGUGGUCAGCAUACAGAUGAUGACACCGGAUCAGGGCCUGGUGCAUUAUUGCGCCGGCACCGUGAUCAACGAGCACUGGAUACUGACGGCCGCCCACUGCCUCACCUCGCCACAGUCCGUGGCCAGUUCGGUGAUUGUCGCCGGUAGCCAUGAUAUUCAUAAUCGACGCGGCGAGGCGGGCAACGUGCAGAUGCGCAAUAUUGACUACUAUGUGCGACAUGAGCUCUACCUGGGCGGCGUGAAUCCCUACGACAUUGCGCUCAUCUACACCAAGAAGCCGCUCAUCUUCGAUGAGUACGUGCAGGCGGCAACGCUGCCCGAGCAGGACGCUCAGCCCGAGGGCUACGGCACGCUAUACGGCUGGGGCAAUGUCUCAAUGACGGCCGUGCCCAACUAUCCGCACAAGCUGCAGAUGGCCAACAUGCCCAUAUUGGAUAUGAAGCUUUGCGAGGAGAUCCUAGCACGCUCCGGCCUCGAGCUGCACGAGACGAACCUGUGCACCGGCCCCCUGAGCGGAGGUGUCAGCAUUUGCACCGCCGACUCCGGCGGUCCACUCAUGCAGGAAUGCUGCGAACCACAUCUGGAGCAGAGCAACAUAAUCAUUGGCAUCGUGUCCUGGGGCAGAUUGCCCUGCGGCCAGAAGAAUGCGCCCUCUGUCUUUGUGCGCGUCUCCGCGUUUACAGAUUGGAUCAACCAGGUUAUCGCCUCUGCCACCCAACUCAUGUAGAGCGGAUUAUCGGCACGGAGAGAGUUCCUGGGACUUCAUAGCGCACACGCAGCUCGAAUUGAAUACAUCGAAACAAAAAACACAAAAACCAAAUACAUACAAAAAAAUACCUAGCUUCUAAUCUCAGUAGUCAAAUAAGUGUUACGUAUACUGCCCGGCCGUAAAAACUAAGUCAUAUAAUUUUAAGUC
This is a messenger RNA of Drosophila novamexicana, 1474 nucleotides long. RefSeq names its product anionic trypsin. The transcript has a single exon. The record is from RefSeq and is a predicted model, not a curated record. Gene Ontology annotation, molecular function: serine-type endopeptidase activity. NCBI's taxonomy places the organism in Eukaryota, Metazoa, Arthropoda, Insecta, Diptera, Drosophilidae. Gene Ontology annotation, biological process: proteolysis. Bases 305 to 1285 code for a protein of 326 amino acids.